Molecule: messenger RNA, 1234 nt
Organism: Dromiciops gliroides (monito del monte)
Lineage: Eukaryota; Metazoa; Chordata; Mammalia; Microbiotheria; Microbiotheriidae
Gene: GTF3A
Product: general transcription factor IIIA
Exons: 9
Coding region: 88-1134 (348 amino acids)
Cellular component (GO): nucleus
Source: RefSeq, a predicted model, not a curated record
UAGCGGCUGUACCGGAACUUUCUUGGGCUUGCUUUGCAAGUCCGGACUUGUUGUUGGGAGUGAAACGCUUAAAUUCCGCUGAGAAGUAUGGUAGGGGGAGAGGAGGCCGGCGGGACCCCGGCUGCCCCAGCCUCAGCCUCCUCAUCCUCUCCGACCAUCGUCCGUAAGAAGUACUUCUGCUCCUUCCCUGAUUGCAGUGCCACCUACAACAAGGCCUGGAAGCUGGAUGCGCACCUGUGCAAGCACACAGGGGAGAGACCUUUUGUUUGUCAUUAUGAAGGCUGUGGCAAAGCAUUUAUCAGAGACUACCAUCUCAGUCGCCAUGUGCUGACACAUACCGGAGAGAAGCCAUUUGUUUGUACAGCUACUGGCUGUGGUCAGAAAUUCAACACAAAAUCUAACUUGAAGAAACACAUUGAUCGAAAACAUGAAAAUCAACAAAAACAAUAUGUAUGUGACUUUGAAGGUUGUAGCAAGUCUUUUAAGAAACAUCAACAGCUGAAAGUCCACCAGUGCCAACAUACUAACGAACCCCUAUUCAAGUGUAACAAUGAAGGCUGUGGAAAACACUUUUCUUCCCCUGGCCAUCUAAAACGACAUGAGAAGAUACAUGAAGGAUAUAUGUGCCAAAAGAGUUGUUCCUUUGUGGCAAAAACGUGGACAGAGCUAUUGAAACACAUGAAGGAAACUCAUCAAGAGGCGAUAACAUGUGAUCUAUGUGGAAAAACCUUUAAACGCAAAGACCACCUUAAGCAGCAUAAGAAAAUACAUGCUCCAGAACGGGAGGUGUACCGAUGUCUAAGAGAAGGCUGUGGCAGAUCAUACACGACUGUGUUCAAUCUUCAAAGCCAUAUUCUUUCCUUUCAUGAGGAACAGCGCCCAUUUAUUUGUGAGCAUGCUGGCUGUGGAAAAUCAUUCGCCAUGAAACAGAGUCUUACAAGACAUGCCGUUAUGCAUGAUCCUGACAAGAGAAAAUUAAAAGUGAAACGACCCUCUGGAAAACGGAGCCUGGCCUCUCGCCUCAGUGGAUACAUUCCUCCCAAAAUUAAAGAAACAUUGCCUAAAAAUGACAAGUCAUCAGACUGUUUUGAAGAAAACAUGCUCUCAACUGUUGCAACGCUGACUCUUGGCUAAAUAUCACAUAUGUAGAUUUAUGUAAAUAGCUUUUUUAUUAAAAAAAUAUGUUCCUUCUCGUCCUUAAAAUUUUAUAUUAAAAUACAUCAUUGCUGCAGAA